Molecule: messenger RNA, 911 nt
Organism: Camelina sativa (false flax)
Lineage: Eukaryota; Viridiplantae; Streptophyta; Magnoliopsida; Brassicales; Brassicaceae
Product: GATA transcription factor 15
Biological process (GO): regulation of DNA-templated transcription
Molecular function (GO): zinc ion binding; sequence-specific DNA binding
Source: RefSeq, a predicted model, not a curated record
UAAUCUCUGUUUCUCCUCUGACACUCACUCACUCUCUCUCUUUCUCUCUCUCUCUCUGUUUCUACUUUCAAGAUUCAAAUUUUUUAGGGUAUCCUGAUCCACUCUCGUCUCUUUGAUCUUCUUCUCAACUCUUUAUCUCUUCUUCUUCAUACUCUGAUCUCUCUGUUUGAAAUUCAUAUCUUCUCGAAUUGACAACCAGAUCACGAUCCAGAUAUUGGAGACGAAGUUUUUGGUAAUGCUAGAUCCAACCGUUAAAGUUUUCGAAUCAGAAGAAGCGAUGGGAAGAACAUCAGUAGAUUCGAUCGAAGAACACAGUAGUAGCAGCAGCAACAGUAAUGGAGGAGGUAUCAGCAGCAACGAGAAGAAGAGUUGUGCUAUUUGUGGUACUAACAAAACCCCUCUUUGGCGAAGCGGUCCCGCCGGUCCCAAGUCGCUUUGUAACGCAUGCGGGAUCAGAAACAGGAAGAAAAGAAGAACAGUGAUCUCAAACAGAUCAGAAGAUAAGAUGAAGACGAAGAUCAAGAAGAAGAAGAAUCCAAAGUUGGGUGACUCGUUGAAACAGAGGUUGAUGGAAUUGGGGAGAGAAGUGAUGAUGCAGAGAUCAACAACGGCUGGGAAAAAACUCGGCGAAGAUGAGCAAGCCGCUGUGUUACUCAUGGCUCUCUCUUAUGCUUCUUCCGUUUAUGCUUAAAACCGAAUUAUUUUUCACCCUCUAUUAAUAAUGAUGAAUUUUUGUAGGAUAUGUUGUUAAUUGUGUAAUUUUUGUUCGUGUUUUUGCGUUGUUGAAUUAACUUUUAAAUUUUCAAAAUUUUGUAUCACUGGUUUGUAUCUGUGUGAAUUGUGAUCAAUCUCUUGGAGAAGAAUGAAAGGUCAAAGAUAAGAUAAUUUUCUUACUUGGGACAAUUAUUUUA